Molecule: messenger RNA, 2191 nt
Organism: Desarmillaria tabescens
Lineage: Eukaryota; Fungi; Basidiomycota; Agaricomycetes; Agaricales; Physalacriaceae
Exons: 11
Coding region: 68-2098 (676 amino acids)
Biological process (GO): protein import into peroxisome matrix, docking
Cellular component (GO): peroxisomal membrane; cytosol
Molecular function (GO): protein binding
Source: RefSeq, a predicted model, not a curated record
UGGAUAUUCCAAGACCGUAAGCUGUGUCAUCGGACCAUCACCAUCAUCGGGCAAGUAUACGACAAGCAUGUCGCUACCGUUACUUGUCGGCGGAGCAGAAUGUGGGCCAGUAAACCCACUACAGGGUCUUUCGAAACGCUUUGACCAGGACCGAGGCGUGCAGCAGGAUCAGUUUGGUGUAGGACGUGCUGGGCCUUCCAGACAGACAUUUCGCACUCAGCAAGCAGGUCCAUCCGUUGUCGAUCAAGACGCUGCCCGCUUCUUCUCCGCGGGCUCACCUCAACCGCUCACCGCCAGUCGUGCAUUCGAUUUUUCUGCCCUUGGUUCUUCCCUCCCUGCUCUAAAUGCACAACAGGAUCAUUAUCCACAGCCAAAUGCGUUGUCUGGCUGGGCUGCAGAUUUCAUGCUCCAGCAACCUUCUGUGAGUUCAUCGUCACACGACCGGGUUGCAGCAGUCAGCCCCUCGCAAAGCUCGUCGACACCUCGUUUACACUAUUCACCACCUUGGAAUAAUGUAGCCGCAUACGGACCAUCUCAAAGACCGGUUUUCCUCCCUCAAAUACCGAAGAAUAUCUCAAACCCACCAUCGGUUAUGCAUGAUACCCGCGUGUCUUGGGACAACGAAUUCGAGUCGCAGGAGCAACUACUUCAUAAACAAGAGGACCAAUCCCGUCAAAUUCAGGGAGAGCAGGACGAGUUGGCGCGAACAGCUGGAAUGCUCCUGGAAACCGUCCAGGGUGAAAAUAAUCCCAAGUUUCAGAAUAGUCAGUUCAUGGGAUUGAUGAGACAAUUGAGGGAUCGAACCAUUGUUGUCGACGGGAAUCAGAUGGUAGAGAACGACGGAAGCUAUGCUCGGACGACCUAUUCCACACCGUCCGCGAGUUUGAAAGGAAAGGGCAAAGCCGUUGAACUUCCACCCGUGACUCAAACUACUUUCGCUUCUCGUACCAAGGAAAAUCUGAAUGUCAUUGACCAACUGAAUGACAAUGACGCCUAUUUCAAACAAGAAAACGCGGAAUACUCUCAGUUCUGGAGUGACGUGGAAGCGACGAAACCCGAUCAAGUCACCGCCAACUCAGCUUGGGAUCGUUUGCAGAGUGAUUGGGAUCGGCUGGAGACCGAAGCGUCAGCGAUCAAGCCGUUGAAUAACUACCAGUUCCAGGGAAACAAUCCAUAUCUUGUUGGAGACUCGACAAGAACGAGGAACCACGCGAUACAUUCCGACGAGCGUCUAUCCGUCUUCGAAAGCGUGCUAGAACUCGAAGCAGCCGUACAAAGAGAUAUCACAAAUGCUAGGGCCUGGUAUGAACUGGGUGUGAAGCAGCAAGAGAACGAGAGAGAACAAAAGGCUUUGCAGGCGCUCGGUAGAGCUGUUGAAUUGGAUCCGGAACACAUCGAAAGUUGGUUGGCCCUUGCGAUUUCACAGACGAAUGAUGGGAAUCGUAGCGGAACCUACGGCGCAGUGUGGGAAUGGGUAAAACGAAAUCCCAAUCCUAAAUAUGCGUCAUUGCGAGGAGAGAUUCCGCCAAAGGUGGAUGAGUGGACACCCGAUGUAUGCCAGAGUUUGGUAGAAUGCUUGAUGGGCAUGGCACGUCUUGGCAACGAUGCUGGAGGGAUUGAUGCAGACGUGCAGAUUGCUCUUGCUGUGUUGUUCAACAGCAGUGAGGAUUACACCAAGGCACAGGAUUGUUUUCGUACAGCGUUGGCGAUCAGGCCAGAUGAUUGGCUUCUUUACAAUCGUGUUGGAGCAACCAUGGCCAAUAGUGGUCACGCCGAAGAUGCAUUGCAGUAUUACUACCGGGCCCUUGAAAUGAACCCUACAUAUAUUCGAGCCAGGUAUAAUUUAGGGAUUUCGUGCAUCAGUCUGAGGCGAUACGAGGAAGCAGCGCAACAUAUCUUGGAUGCGCUGGCGCUACAGGAUGCAGACGCGGCUCCGGAUAACGAAAAGCUCAAUGACAAGCGAGGUAUAAUGAGUCGUGCAUUAUGGGACAGUUUGAAGACUGCGUGUCUGCAUCUCCAGAGGUUGGAUCUGGCAGUCUUGUGUGACCAGAAAGAUCUUCAAGGUUUCCGAGAAAAGUUUAUGAACGUGCACGUGUAGAGGAUUUGAGGAUAUACGGACUUGUUACACGAAAAAGACCUGUGUUGCUUUCAAUAGGUGAAAAUUGAAUACGUAUACUGCCGCCCCACUUUU